AUGCCUACCGCACUCUCACCUCUUCCCCUGAACGCACCUCAACAAUGGACCAAGCCUACCUAUUCCAACACCCAUGGAGGGAAGACUUACAGACCAACCCAUCCGGAUCUGUUCAAAGUGGAAUUUACACCUCCACAGAGCGGUGGUGAGGAAUACUCAAGUAGGCUGGUUGCUGUUCGAAACUUUGAACCAAACGAACGAAUAACGAGACUCACCAAUAUAUCUUUAGCACCUGAAAAAGCUUAUUCGUCGGUACAAUUCGGUAAAGGACAGAGGGAUCAUCUAGAGCUAAAUUCAGAUUUAUUAUUCAUGAAUCACUCGUGCUCCCCUACCGCUGAAAUUCACCUUACGUCCAAUAACCCUGAUCAAUGGGAAGUCCGGACCACCUCGAAAGGCUUGAAGAAAGGAGGUGCUAUCACAUUCUUCUACCCUAGUACAGAGUGGGAUAUGGCACAGGGUUUCCAAUGUGCUUGUGGAUCGGAGAACUGCCUCGGUGAGAUAAAAGGUGCCAAGCAUAUCUCUAUAGAAGAUCUAGAAUCUAGAUCAUACGUGAAUGAACAUAUACGGCAGUUGAAGGACAGUCAAGUCUAG
This is a messenger RNA of Kwoniella mangroviensis CBS 8507, 591 nucleotides long. RefSeq lists its product as uncharacterized. The transcript is spliced from 4 exons. Bases 1 to 591 code for a protein of 196 amino acids. NCBI's taxonomy places the organism in Eukaryota, Fungi, Basidiomycota, Tremellomycetes, Tremellales, Cryptococcaceae. The record is from RefSeq and is a predicted model, not a curated record.